Molecule: messenger RNA, 1454 nt
Organism: Emiliania huxleyi CCMP1516
Lineage: Eukaryota; Haptophyta; Isochrysidales; Noelaerhabdaceae
Exons: 4
Coding region: 459-1307 (282 amino acids)
Biological process (GO): fatty acid metabolic process
Molecular function (GO): fatty-acyl-CoA binding
Source: RefSeq, a predicted model, not a curated record
CCGGUGCCUCAUCAAUCGAGCUCGCCAGCGCCUUCGUCGCCGCCGCUCCGCCGCCGCGGCUGCAGGCCGGCGGCGGCAGCGCAUCCCCGCCGCCCGCGCCGAGCUCGCAGCAGGGCGUGGGAGGGCGCGGGUUGGUGACGCCGCCGCUGAGCGAGUGGCCGGCCGCGACGCCUCUCUCCUCGCCGCGCGGUGGCGGCACGCCCACGCAACGGGGGGCCACCCCUUCCUCCCGCGCCACGCCGGUCCCUCCCGCCUUCUCGCCGCUCUCCUCGCCGCUGGCGCGGAGGGCCAACGGAGGCGGCGGCGGAGGCGGCGGCGGAGGCGGCGGCGGAGGCGGCGGCGGAGGCGGCGGAGGCAGCGGAAGCGGAGGCGGAGGCGGUGGAGGCGGCGGAGGCGGCGGAGGCGGCGUCGGGGGGGCGGGGGAGGAGGCGAGGCGAGGCGCGGCGUUGCCGCCGCCGAUGGGGAUCGCUGGCCAUGCGAGCCCGAGUCCUCGGCAGCAGAGACUCGUCCGGCGCGCCGGUGCUCGGCUUCCCCGAAAGUACGAGGCGGCGCGCGCCUUUGUCGGCGACGCGUCCGACGGGCACGGCGGCGGGAUCGCGUGGUCGGAGGCGGACGUGAGCGACUCUGACCGGCUGCUGCUGUACGCGCUGCAGCGGCAGGCGGAGGACGGCCAGUGCACGGCCGGCUCGCCGUCGUACUGGGGCAGCGAGCGCGCGAAGUGGAAGGCGUGGCGCGAGUUGGGCAGCAUGAGCCAGAUCGAGGCGAUGGUUCACUAUGCGCGGGCGGUCGAGGAGCUCGCGCCGCGCUGGUCGGCGGUCAGCGGCUGCGCGACUCCUGCGGCGCCAUCGCGAGCCGCGCCGUCGCUUGCGCCGUCGCCCGCGCCGUCGCCGGCGCUCGAGCAGAGCGAUGUAGCGGAGCUGGCAUGGCGCAUCCGCGCAAUCAUGGCGCAGCACGCCGAGGACUGCAAGCGGAUGACGCCGCACUACGCGGCGCGCUACGCCAAGCGUUCGCUCGACGCGCUGCAGGCCGCCGGCCCGCCCACGCCAGACAGACCCCGCACCCCGUCCGCAGCCUCGUGUCCCGCCGAGUCGAUCGCCUCGCCGGCGCCGUCCGUCGCUCGGCCGACCCCGGGGCGAGGAGGAGGGAGGACACCGGCGGCGGCGGCGCUUGCGGGCGGCGGUGGCGCCGCUCCCUACGCGCCGCCGCACCGCUCCCCCUUCGGAGUCGCGCCGUCUCGGGCCGGCAGCUCGCAGCGCCCCCCCACCUCGCUGGCCGAGGGCGGCGGGACGCCGAUGAGAGUGGUGUGAGAUGUGGGAAACUUUGUCGCAUGGGUGGGCACGUGCAGUCGGUGCCGUUGCGCGUCGCUCAAUCAGCUAGAGGACAACAUCAUGUUCAAGAGAGGGGUUAGUAAGGACUAAGGUGAGCACGGCGCUUGAGCGUUAUUGUGCAGACGG